GUUUUGACCUUCACUUCAGAGAGAGAAGAAGAGGAAAUCCUUUCAAACCCACUUUUUGUUUCCUUCUGAGAGAAAAAUGGUUGCCAGAACCCCACCAAAACUGCAGAAGAAGAUGGUGGCUCCUCUCAAUCCCACUCUGCUCAGAGAAACACUAAACAAGGUGGAUAAGUGUAUGGCUCGAUUGCAAGAGCUUCAGUACACAGUUGCGGGUGGGACGAAGGUGAUCUCUGGGGUGACUCUUAGUCCUCGCAGUACCAGAGGUUAUUUGAAGGCAAGCAUUAGGUGCAAACAAGAGUCUUUAAGGCUUAAGAAUGCCAACCCCCAAAAAUCUCCACCUGUAAAAUUACCCACAAAUGCAGGGGAAUGGCGAAGAAUGUCACUUCCAGCCAUGCUUCUGGGCGAAACAGUGGGAGAGAUUCUACAGGCAAGUCAAUUUGCAAGAGAAAUAGUGGAAGCAGUAGCUUCCAAGACUAAAAAACCCACAUCUGAUGAUCCAACAACUCCACUCACCCUGAGGCGAAACCAUAGGACAAACCAUGAAACUUCUGACAUUCGUGUGCGAAGAAAGACAGAAAAACAAGCUACAUUACAAUCAAUUCGAUUAGAAUCCGAUACGCCAUCUCUCCAACGGGCGAAAUCUCGCAUAAAUUUCAAAGUAUCACCUGUGCACAAGAGAGAAUCUGAGAAAGAAAAUAACAGGUGGUACUUGGCUAACAGAGUGUCCCCAAAGAACAGACCAUGGGCUAGAAAGACAGUUCUUUUUCCCAACCCAAUGUUCCAUUCAUCUCCCACUUCACAGCACCAAAAGUUCUGCAAAACAAAGUCCCCGGUAAUUGCCAGAAGAAAUCAACAACCUCCACAUAAGUUCUUGAUCAAGUCCCCACCGCCCUCGGCCUCAAAGGUUCACGUGAAAAUCAGGAGUCCACAACCCUCUCUAUCCCCCACAAGGGCCUCAAAGUUUCAAGUGAAAAUCAAGAGUAAACCACUCUCUGUUUCUCCACCUAGAGGCACCAGUUUGAGCAAGAAAUCACCAAAGUUAUCAACUGCGGCGAGACUACGCAGAUCGUUUUCGCCAUCGAAAUUGGCAAACAGAUUGGUGUCCCCAUUGAAAAGCAGAAAAUCUGUACAGAAGAGUAGUGAAGAGAUGAUAAGGAUGAUGAGUGGUCUGAAACAGCGUCCUACUGCAGUAACACUAGGAUUAUCAGCUCGGAGAAUAUGAUUAUGGGGUUUAUUUGCUGAUUCUGUUUGACUACAGUGAUUCUCUUUCGGAGUGUUGAAGAUAUUUUCUCGAUGUCCAUAAAACAUUGG
This is a messenger RNA of Ilex paraguariensis (yerba mate), 1308 nucleotides long. Lineage: Eukaryota; Viridiplantae; Streptophyta; Magnoliopsida; Aquifoliales; Aquifoliaceae. The record is from the annotation of a GenBank genome assembly.